Pistacia vera is the source of this 1153-nucleotide messenger RNA. RefSeq names its product eukaryotic initiation factor 4A. Bases 74 to 712 code for a protein of 212 amino acids. The transcript has 7 exons. The record is from RefSeq and is a predicted model, not a curated record. NCBI's taxonomy places the organism in Eukaryota, Viridiplantae, Streptophyta, Magnoliopsida, Sapindales, Anacardiaceae.
UAAAAAGAGUCGCGGCUUCGUUAACAAAGUGAGUACCUUGAAAGCAGAGCAACCGACUCGAGUCUCUCGGGUUAUGGCGAUAGAUGGAAUCGAAGCUCCCUCUUCUCCCUCUCAGUCCUCUUCACAUUUCAGUCAACCUCGUCACUUCUAUGUUGCCGUGGACAGGCUCCAGUUCAAGAUGGAGACGCUGGUGGAUCUGUUAGGCUUGGCUGGGACGCGCAAGUGCUUGCCGAUGGUAGUCUGUUGCAGCUCACGUGACGAGCUUGACGCGGUUUGCUGUGCCGUUUCCAAUCUCCCUUACAUUUCCUUCUCCUCUCUGUACAGUGACCAAGUUGAAGUAGACCGAGCUUCAAUAUUGGAGAAAUUUCGGCAAGUUACAACAGUUUGGAGCCAAAAAGUAACUGAGCCUUCAGGAGAUGAUGCUGACAUUGAAAAAGAUGAGUACAAGUCACAUAUGAUAGUUGUAACAGAUGCUUGCCUUCCACUUCUUGCUUCCGGAGAAUCUCCUAUAUCUGCUCGUGUUCUGAUAAAUUAUGCAUUACCAUCAAAGAAGGAAACAUACAUGAGGCGGAUAGCAACUUGUUUGGCAGCAGAUGGUAUUGUAAUCAAUAUGGUGGUCGGGGGUGGUGAAGUGGUAACUCUAAAAGCAAUUGAAGAAAGCAGCAACCUUAUUAUAGCAGAGAUGCCCAUACAUAUUUCCGAGAUGUUGUGAUGCUGUUAGUCUUCUGCAUGUCAAAAACACAUUGGAGAUCUUGAUCCCGUGAGUGAUUCAGAUUUUCUGUUUGCAACCGUGAUGUAUUGAAACUACUUUGGUCCGAAGUUACCCACUACUGGUUCAUCAAGAUUUAUAUUUGUCUUGCAGAUGAACAUUAGCUUUAUUUGUUAAGGAACAAAUUCAAUCAUGUUACUGGAAUAGAAGAACUUUCGUAGGAAAAUUAACUCAAGAAAAGAAGUGGUCUUCUACCUUGUGGAACUUGAUUUCCGGGCAGAGUUAAGAUCCUCUAUUCAGUACUUGACUGAUGUUCUUAUUCUAUUAGAGUGAGUGUUUCUAAAUGAGUUAUUUUUUUGAAGUUCUUGUGGACCAAAAAUAUUGAAAAAAUGUUUAGACCAGUUUUGUAAAGAAAGAAAAAAGGAAGGUUAUAAGGACGGUGGU